ACAACUACCACGAAAUCCUGAGAACCCAUGAGUCGUUACAACCUGAUGUCUGAUUCGAGGGAAAUUCCACUCCGUGAUCCUACGACAGUCCCGAUCCAACUUCUACAACAAUGGAGAUUUUUGUAGCGACAUUCACACCCGGCGGGUAAAGAUUGAAGCCUUGACGAGCCUGUGAAGAAGAUCUGCAGAUUCCGGGAAAGCAAUACCGAAGGACGAUUCGUUUGAGAAGCUCCCGCAAAAUCUACAGCGUAAGGACAUUGUCGAGCGCCUCCCGACCUCGUCAGAGCCUCAUUCCGCUCAGGGACAUUGCGUCGCAACUUACGAGGAAGAACAUUUCGACCAUGGGUACCUUCACAAACCCGAUCCUGCCAGGAUUCAAUCCUGAUCCGUCCGUCAUCCGCGUCGACAAAGACUAUUUCUGCGUUACAUCAACGUUCGAGUAUUUCCCUGGAGCUCCAAUCUACCACAGCAAGGAUCUGAUCAAGUGGGAGCUGAUUGGUCACGCCCUGACGCGUAAGUCGCAACUCGAUAUCAAGACACCCGAGCCUGGUGGUGGUGUUUGGGCAACAACGAUUCGUUACCACGACGGCCACUACUAUAUAAUCACCAAUUCUUUUGACAGGUAUAGACCGCAGACCGAUGAUCGCGUAUGGCCACGAGGAUUUUAUGUAAAGACUGCCAACAUCUGGGAUGACACCACGUGGUCGGAUCCAAUUUACUUUGAUCAAGUUGGGUUCGAUCACGACUUAUUUUGGGAUAACGACGGGCUUGUGUACCUAUCAUCGACCUACAGGAAGGUAGACCGCUCUCCGGAGUCGAAGCUAAAGGAUUUUGGAAUUCAUAUCUCAACCCUCGACAUUGAGACCGGUGCCCUAACUUCUACGCCCAAACUAGUCCGAGAAUCGCCUUCUGGAGUUGCAGAGGGUUCUCAUCUGUUUAAACGCAAUGGAUACUACUACCUGUUCACGGCUGAGGGCGGGACCGAGAGUGGACAUUGUGAAUAUGUAGCUCGAAGCAAGGACAGCCCGUUUGGCCCUUGGGAGCAAGCACCCCACAACCCACUCUGGAGAAACACCACAGAUGAUGACGUCCAAAACACCGGACAUUGCGACCUUGUAGAAGAUACGCAUGGCCAGUGGUGGGCGCUGUGUUUGGGUGUACGACCGAGAAAGGAAGGUGAUCAUUGGCGAACGUCAGUGUUCGGGCGUGAGUCACUGCUGCUGCCUGUUCGGUGGGAAGAGAACUGGCCUAUCUUCAACGAAGGCAAGCCCGUGACCCUACAAAUGAGCGGACCGAACACGUAUGAGCUUAAUGAAGAUAAGCGGUGGAGAGACGACUUCACUAGCGAUAAGCUUAGUCUCGGGUGGUAUAGGAAGAAUACACCCGUACGACAAGACUUUUCGUUAAAAGCCCGGCCAGGUCACCUAACAUUGCAUGGAGGACCAUACACGCUGUCUAUGCCUACAGCGCCAACACUCUUCUUACGAAAGCAAAAGCAUUGGCCAACAGUCUGGGAAACUCAACUUGACUUCCAGCCGAAGAUCCCACGAGUGGAAGCUGGAACCGUGGUCUGGUGGAACUACACUUGCUUUGCAAGCAUUGGUGUCCGUAGUCACCAGGACGCAGGCCAAAAUAAGAGGGUCGUCAGGUUCACACCACCUACAAAUACCGGGAAGCUAGUAGAACAAGACGUUUCUGAAAAGAGUGAGAUCAAGUUUAUCAUAGACUGCACCGCAACAAACUAUCGCUUUGGUUUUCAAGAAGUCGGUGCUCUAGACGGAGGGAGAUGGACAUGGCUAGGGGACGUGGAUACUCAGGUUCUGACACGGAGCCCGGAGAUCGGGCAACCGUUUACCGGCAUGAUGCUUGGAUUGUAUUCGUUCGGCGAGCUUCAGCCAACUCUUACCCCUGCCCAUUUCGCAUAUGCGGAGUUUCGAUAGGUGUUUGGACCAUACUUGCAAUGGCCAAAGAGAUAGGAAACUACGAGUACUAUGCAAUGCACCAAAGUUGAUUCUAGUCAACAUGAUACAACAUGCUUGCGACUAGUUGCAUUGGCUUAUCAUUAGCAUCUAAUUAAUAUGAUUUCACGGUCAUAAACUAUUGCC
Cucurbitaria berberidis CBS 394.84 is the source of this 2105-nucleotide messenger RNA. Its product is annotated as glycoside hydrolase family 43 protein. Gene Ontology annotation, molecular function: hydrolase activity, hydrolyzing O-glycosyl compounds. Bases 342 to 1940 code for a protein of 532 amino acids. Gene Ontology annotation, biological process: carbohydrate metabolic process. The transcript is spliced from 2 exons. NCBI's taxonomy places the organism in Eukaryota, Fungi, Ascomycota, Dothideomycetes, Pleosporales, Cucurbitariaceae. The record is from RefSeq and is a predicted model, not a curated record.